AUGGUUUUGAAAGAUUCAAAAUGGGACAAGAGAGCAAAAUACAAGUAUAUGAAAAAACAUGGAUUGUUGAAAAAAACAGAAAGCCCGUCGAUAGUUCCGAAAUGGACGUCGAAAAAGAAAGUAGAACCAGACAAGAAUAAGAUCAGUUUGGAAGAUUCAGAUGACGAAUGGGACUCUGAUGUUGAUGAAGCAUUGAUAAAUCAUUUUUACCCACUGUUGAGUGCUGGAGAUGCGUUAACUAAAGAGCAAAAGAUUAAAAUAAAACAACAAAUAUUGAAGGACCUAGAAGGAGGGGAGGGGGAAGGUGAGGUGGAGGAGGCAAAAGGGGAAGGUGAGGUGGAGGAGGCAAAAGAGGAGUUGGAUGGAAUUUAUUUGGGAAAGCAGGAGCAGGUUGUACCAACAACGUUUAAUCUAGAAGAGUUUAUAAGCGGGAUUAAACAGAAACCAAACAAAUCCAAGAAAUUGCUAAAGAACAAGAUGUCAGAAAACUUUCUACAAGAGUACGGGUUGGAUAGUUACAGUUACGGAAAAGAUGACUAUAAUGAUGUAUCAAUUGCAAAGCAAAAGCAAAAACAAGAUCACUGCAAGAGAAUAGUCAAUGAGCUUACAUCGCGUAGGAUCGACGAGUAUAGAAUUGGCCAAGACUUGGAUCAACAAACGGACUCUAUCCGUGUACUAACUGCGGAGGAGAAAGAAGAGGACAAAAGAAGACAACAACUAGUCGAACAGGAUAGGUUUUAUAAAGAAAUGAAGAGAAAGUUUGGUACACAAGUGAGGAAGCCUCAAAGAGUGAUUGAAGUAAACAAUUUCAAUGUAAAUGACACAGAAAAGCUACGCCAUUUACAAGAGAAAAUAGAACGACAUCCUAGUACCAAUGAUCAACAUACAUUGGAAGAGGAUAUUGAUGAACUACUUGGGGUAGAUAAACCGCUUUUCACUAAUGAUCCUGAGGAAGCAUUAGGAAAACUAAGUAUCACUGAAAAAGGCACAUCAAGCCUUCCUAUGUGCACAGCAGCGACGAGCUCGAUUACGCCGGCAGCGGCUUCGUGCAAAGACAAUGAAGCCAUUCGUCUAUUUGAAAAAGCUAUGGAGAAAGAGUUACAAGGGUUGAUGUCGGAUGCAGUUGAGAACUAUAGGAAGGCCUUUAAGUUGAAUGAUCAGGUGGAUACAUUAUAUCGAUCUUGGAAAGUACCUUGUGCAAAUACCAAGCUUAAAAAGGAAAGAGGAGAAAACUUUAUAGCCCGAGUGGAUGAAAGAGCAGUGGCCAAGAUUAAUGUGGAUGAAUUAAUCUUGAGUUUUGCCAAUAUUCAAAUAGAGCCAAGAGUGCAACGAGACGAAGCGGCUGGUGGACAAGAGAGACAAGGCAAGCAAGAAACGUUUUCACCCUUGGUUCAUUUGCCGCGUGACAUAUGGAUAUAUAUAUUGGAAAUUCUUGUUAUCACGAGUCCCGAAUCCUGGUUCAACAUGUCUAUAACUUGUAAAAAGUUUUCGUUUUUUGGGUUUGGGAGCAACCCCAUAUGGAGGACACUUUGUGAGUUGAUUUAUCCAAAACAGGUUUAUGAGGAAAACCAAGGACGUUUUGAAAUGGCUGUACCAAUUGACCAGUUGCAAAUAGUACCGCAAUUCGAGAAUUGGAAGACUAUGUUGCAUCAAAGGCCAUUUAUCAAGUUUUUCGGCUGUUAUAUUAGCGUUAUUAACUAUUACAGUGAAGGUGGUAGAAGCGAAUAUUCCUUAUCGUGGACAAACCCUGUGCGUACAAUCACAUACUAUAGAUACUUGAGAUUUUACCCCGACGGCACGGUUUUGAAGGUGCUAACAGUGCUACCGCCAAACCAAGUUGUGCCGCAUUUACGAAAGGAGAACAAGGGGUUGAUUCCCUUUAGUGAAGAAAAACUUGAAAAAGAAGCACACAAGAUAUAUACCGGGAAAUGGACAAUAAACACUUCUGGAGAGGUGCACAUCAAGAUAGAAAAAGGGUCUGUAUCGUAUUUAACAUUCCACUACUAUUUCAAUAUCAAAAAUAUGGGAAUAAACAAACAUGCAAAAUUAAGUUGGAACAGAUACUUUGCAGUUAGAAAAGAGGACACAUCAGCAAAUAAUAAUAACAACGACAACGACAACGACAACGACAACGACAACGAUAACGUUCAUGACAGAGCCGGAGAGAUUUUCAACUACUCAAUUCGUAAUGAAAAGCCAUUCAAGUUUCUGAGAGUAAAGAGUUAUCACGCUAUGUCUCGUUUCUUUGUAUCAGGGUACAAUUCCGAGUCUUCUUCAGAGGAAGAGGAUUUGUUGAGUUCUGGGGAGGAGGAAUUGUUAUCGUCGUCUGAGGCUGAACAAGAGGAUAGCGACUUUUUCAUUGAGGAUGAUAAUGAUGAGAGUAGUUCAGAUGACGAAGACGGGCGUCCAACAGGACCGGCAUAUUUUCUUAAGAAGUCCUUUUUGAAGGGGGUUGGACCAGAAUCCGACUCUGAGAGUGACGAUGAGGGUAGGAAGGUUGUUAAGAGUGCCAAAGAUAAGUUGUUGGACGAUAUGAAGGCUUCGAUCGAGGUGAUCAACGUCAAUAAAAGAAGCAAUAACUGGAUUGUAGUCUUGAGUGAGUUUGAAAAAUUGGGAAGAUACUUGAACAAGGCUAAUCAUCAGAAUUUCGGUACGCCUAAGUUCUAUAUCAAGUUGUUGGCAAGCUUGGAUGACUCAAUGACCGAAACUGGAAAUAACGAGAAAGAUGAUAGAACCAUGAAGGCAGACGAAGCAAGAGCAUUCAACACCUUGAGACAAAGAGUCAAGAAACAAAUGAGAGAGUUUCAAGCUUAUUUAACCUUGUACCACGAUGCUCCCGAGACGUUUGAAUCCGAAGACGAACCUUUGGAGGCGCUUGCAACAAACAAUGAGAAACAAGAACAAACCCGUGUGUUGAGUCCUAUUUUCCACACUUUGAAGCAAAUCAGUGAUUCUAGAGGUAAAAAGAAUGUUGACAAGCAAGAGCAAAUAACAACAUUGGAAGGUUUAAUAACUGAAAAGGCAAGUGUCUUUGAGCUUGUGUCCGUGUAUCAGAUGCUUUUGUCAGUUAGAUUUGAUGCAUCUUCGAACCAGGCUUUUAUGGCGUUACAUGACUGGCAAUUGAAUAACCGCGAUUUAAACAAGUUAUUGGACAUUUUAUCGAGUUCGAAAAAGUACCAGCUUAGCGAAGAAGGCCAGACAACCGAUGAUAUCGAUAUAGAACCCGUUGAAAAUGCCAAUGGGGUAAAAGUGAUUUUCGGAUCGGUUACCUCACUCAUUGACAGAUUAGACGAUGAGCUUACUAAAUCUUUGCAAAAUACCGAUCCACAUUCUAUGGAAUACGUGGAGAGAUUAAAGGAUGAGGCGAAAAUCUACAAUUUGAUAGUAAGAGGCCAGGCGUACAUUGAGUCCAUUGUUGAAAACAAACAAGAAAGCAAUCAGUUAGCAAGAGUAGUAUUAAGAAGAUUGGAACAUAUAUACUAUAAACCAAUUAUUUUAAUCCAAGCCAAUGAAGAAGAAGCCUGGAAGAACAUCAGUAAACCAUCCAAUGACGACGAGGACGACAACAACAACGACAACAAUAAUAAUAACAAUAACAUUAACAACAAAACACCGUCAGAGGUUAUUGACGAGUUGACCCAGUUUUUGCAGUCGAGUAGCCAGUUUGCAAAGCAUGCUAUACUAUAUUCCGUUUACUACUAUGCUGUUAAUGGAGACUAUACCAAAGCAAAAGAAUUAUUUUUGGCAACUCAGUUUAACCUUUCAGACUCGUCUUUGCAAGUCCAAUAUAAUAGAGCAUUGGUGCAACUUGGAUUGAGUGCAUUUAGAGCAGGUGCAAUUGAUGAAUCUCAUAAGAUACUAAACGAAAUUGUAAAUUCUCAAAGAUCAAAAGAAUUAUUGGGCCAAGGUUUCAACUCCAAGUUUCCAAGUCAGGCUACUUUAAUUGAGAAACAAAAGUUGUUGCCAUUCCACCAGCAUAUCAACUUGGAGUUGUUGGACUGUGUUUAUAUGACUUGCUCCUUGUUGAUUGAAAUCCCGGCAUUGGCAUCUAAUAAAGAUCAAAAGCGCAGAAAUGCGUCAUUGAAAUCGUUCAAGAGCAAAUUAGAGUUUCACGACAGACAGUUUUUCACUGGGCCACCAGAAAGUAUAAAAGAUCACAUUGUUCAUGCCUCCAUUGCAUUACAGAAGGGAGAUUGGUUAAAGGCUUACCAGUUAUUGUCCUCGAUAAAGAUUUGGAAGUUGAUCCCAGAUAAUGAUAAUUUGUUGGCGAUGAUGAAGAAUCAAUUACAAGUGGAGGGUUUGAGAACAUAUAUUUUCACUUACAAGUCGGUUUUCACCAAAUUGUCAAUCUCUAAGUUGAGUUCGAUCUUUGGUUUGCCUGAAGAGAAAGUUGUAUUGGUGUUGAAUAAAAUGCUCGAUUCUGGAGAUAUCAAUGGUGAGAUUAAUGAAAAUUUCAUAACAUUCACCAGCGAUACUCAGAGGUCGAAAUUACAAGAGUUGGCAAUAAUAAUGAACGAUAAAAUACAGUUGUUAUCCGAAAAGAAUGAGAAAACUUCUUUUAACGGCUAUGCUAAGAAGCCACAAAGUCAAUCACAAUCUCAAGCUCAACAGAAAGAUGUUGAAGAAAGCAGAUUUAGAUACGCUAAUAGGCUAAAGGUGUCUUCACUAUGUGAACUCUGUCAUGGCCGAAAGGCAGUUAUGAAACGACCUAAAAACUUAAUGAAACUUUGUAAAGAGUGUUUUUUUCACGUUUUUGAAACGGAAGUGCACAAUACAAUUAUUGAGCAUCAAUUGUUUGCUGCAUUAGAUAAGAACAAGGCUGUGGCGAUUGGGCUGCUGGGAGGAAAGGACUCUACUGUUUUAGCUUCUGUGAUGAAGACGCUCAACGAGAGAUAUAACUACGGACUAAACCUUGUUCUUUUGUGUAUCGAUGAAGGUAUCAAAGGAUAUCGAGAUAAUAGUUUGGAGACGGUAAAGCUAAAUCAGAAGGAGUAUGAUUUGCCUCUUGAGAUAUUGUCGUAUAAAGAGUUGUACGACUGGACAAUGGACGAAGUAGUGGCGUGUGCUGGAAUACGGUCGUCGUGCACUUACUGUGGAGUUUUGCGCCGUCAUGCAUUAGACAAGGGUGCUGAAAAGCUUGAGAUCAAUCACAUUGUCACCGGUCACAAUGCCGACGAUAUGGCGGAAACUGUUUUAUUAAAUCUACUUCGGGGAGACAUUAAUAGAAUCGAGAAUAGCACAAAGAUCAUCACGCUGUCUGAAAACUCGAGUAUCCAGCGAAGUAAGCCAUUUGCCUAUAUGUCGCAAAAGGAGAUUGUUCUUUACGCACAUUACAAGAACUUGACCUAUUUCAGUACUGAAUGUACUUAUCUGGAGGAGGCGUUUCGAGGGGAAUGCAGGAGCUUAUUUCACCAGCUUUCGUCGGUGCUUCCCAGUGUUCAUAUCAAUACCAUUUACAGUGGAGAUCAGUUGAAGAAAAAGGCAAAAGUAGCAAAAGUACUGCGCAAGUCAAAGCCAAAGAGCAAUAUAAGUAUAGAGCAAGAAAUACUUCCAGAUGGGUCUAUUGCAUUGGAAGAGACUAACAGGUGUCACAAAUGUGGUAGUUUAGCAUCGAAUAAGUUAUGUCAAGCUUGUUUUUUACUUGCAGGUCUAGAGGUGAGUAGAGCUAAGAUUGCAGUCGAAGAUGAUAGUGGAGGUGGUGAUGGCGCUGCGAAAUUGAGUAGGACCCUUGAGCAGUUAAGCUUUUAG
Molecule: messenger RNA, 5748 nt
Organism: Lodderomyces oxycetoniae
Lineage: Eukaryota; Fungi; Ascomycota; Pichiomycetes; Serinales; Debaryomycetaceae
Product: NIP1
Exons: 4
Coding region: 1-5748 (1915 amino acids)
Biological process (GO): tRNA thio-modification; translational initiation; tRNA wobble uridine modification
Cellular component (GO): eukaryotic translation initiation factor 3 complex
Molecular function (GO): translation initiation factor activity; tRNA binding; translation initiation factor binding
Source: RefSeq, a predicted model, not a curated record